Messenger RNA from Oryctolagus cuniculus (rabbit), 8384 nucleotides. Lineage: Eukaryota; Metazoa; Chordata; Mammalia; Lagomorpha; Leporidae. The record is from RefSeq and is a predicted model, not a curated record.
GCGGCCCUGGUGGCGGGUCUCUCUGUGGGGCCCGUGUGGGUGGCGGCGGGCGCACGGCGCGAGCCCUCAGGAGCGCGCCGCGCGUCCCUUUCUCCCCCGGAGCGGCGGGCUGCGGAAGUGACGUGUUGUUCGGGGCCGCAGCGCGUUUGAAUCGGUUCCCGGGUGAUCCUCUCGCCUGCCGCGGUUCAGCCGACGAGUAGGGGCUGCAACGCGCCGGGCCGAGGCCUCGAGCCGCCCCUGGGGCUGCAGCUGAAGGCGCGCCGCGCGGAGCCUGCACCUCAGCCAGUCCUGAGCGGGGCGGCGGCCAACGCCGAAGCCGCCGUCCUUUCUCCUUUUCCCCCAAUAUGGCAGCGGCGGGUGAUGGCGGGUCUGGCGGGCCCUCGCUGGGGACUGGGGAGGACGGCGGAGGCGACGGCCACAGGACGGUGUACUUGUUUGACCGACGCGAGAAAGAGUCCGAGCUCGGAGACCGGGCGCUGCAGAUCGCGGAGCACUCGGACUACGCGGGCUUCCGCGCGUCGGUGUGUCAGACACUUGGCAUUUCACCUGAAGAGAAAUUUGUUAUUACAACAACAAGUAGGAAAGAAAUUACCUGUGAUAAUUUUGAUGAAAUUGUUAAAGAUGGAGUCACUCUGUACUUGCUACAUUCAGUUAAUCAGUUACUACUAACUGCUACAAAGGAAAGAAUUGACUUCCUACCUCACUAUGAUACACUGGUUAAAAGUGGCAUGUAUGAAUAUUAUGCAAGUGAAGGACAGAAUCCUUUGCCAUUUGCUCUUGCGGAAUUAAUUGACAAUUCAUUGUCUGCUACUGCUCGUAACGUUGGUAUUAGAAAAAUACAGAUCAAAUUGCUUUUUGAUGAAACACAAGGAAAACCUGCUGUUGCAGUGAUAGAUAAUGGAAGAGGAAUGACCUCUAAACAGCUUAACAACUGGGCCGUGUAUAGGUUAUCAAAAUUUACAAGGCAAGGUGACUUCGAAAGUGACCAUUCAGGAUAUGUUCGUCCAGUACCAGUGCCACGCAGUUUAAAUAGUGAUAUUUCCUAUUUUGGUGUUGGGGGCAAGCAGGCUGUUUUCUUUGUUGGACAGUCAGCCAGAAUGAUAAGCAAACCUGCAGGCUCACAGGAUGUUCAUGAGCUUGUGCUUUCUAAAGAAGAUUUUGAGAAGAAGGAGAAAAAUAAAGAAGCAAUAUAUAGUGGAUAUAUUAGAAAUAGAAAGCCAUCUGAUUCUGUUCACAUUACAAAUGAUGAUGAAAGAUUUCUACAUAAUCUCAUCAUAGAGGAGAAAGAAAAAGAUAGUUUUACUGCUGUGGUUAUCACAGGGGUACAGCCAGAGCACAUACAGUACUUGAAAAACUAUUUCCAUCUUUGGACGCGACAGUUAGCGCAUAUUUAUCAUUACUAUAUUCAUGGACCAAAAGGAAAUGAAGUUCGUAUGUCAAAAGAAGUUGGACCUUUCAGCAACAUUGAUAUUGAAAUUUCUAUGUUUGAAAAAGGGAAGGCACCAAAGAUUGUCAACCUAAGGGAUAUUCAAGAUGACAUGCAGACGUUGUAUGUAAACAAAGCAGCUGAUAGUUUUGAAUUCAAGGCUCAUGUUGAAGGAGAUGGUGUAGUGGAAGGGAUUAUCCGAUAUCAUCCAUUCUUAUAUGAUAAAGAAACUUACCCUGAUGAUCCAUGCUUUCCAUCAAAAUUAAAAGAUGAAGAUGAUGAUGAUGAUUGUUUCAUACUUGAGAAAGCAGCAAGAGGGAAAAGGCCUAUUUUUGAAUGUUUUUGGAAUGGACGAUUAAUACCAUAUACAUCAGUAGAAGACUUUGACUGGUGUACCCCUCCCAAGAAGAGAGGGCUUGCACCAAUUGAAUGCUACAAUAGAAUAUCUGGUGCAUUAUUCACUAAUGACAAAUUCCAGGUCAGCACAAAUAAACUGACUUUUAUGGAUCUUGAGCUAAAACUGAAAGACAAGAACACCCUUUUUACAAGGAUUUUGAAUGGACAGGAGCAGCGAAUGAAAAUUGAUAGAGAAUUUGCUUUGUGGCUAAAGGACUGUCAUGAAAAGUAUGACAAACAGAUCAAAUUUACACUUUUUAAAGGAAUAAUUACACGUCCUGAUCUUCCUUCUAAAAAGCAAGGCCCCUGGGCAACAUACUCAGCAAUAGAGUGGGAUGGAAAAAUGUACAAAGCAGGACAGCUGGUCAAGACAAUCAAGACACUCCCCCUCUUUUAUGGAAGUAUAGUAAGAUUUUUUCUUUAUGGUGAUCAUGAUGGAGAAGUAUACGCUACGGGAGGAGAAGUUCAAAUAGCAAUGGAGCCUCAGGCAUUGUAUGAUGAAAUAAAGACCGUGCCAAUUGCAAAGCUGGAUAGAACAGUUGCUGAGAAGACUGUUAAAAAGUAUGUAGAAGAUGAAAUGGCAAGGCUUCCUGAUAGAUUGUCAGUAACAUGGCCUGAAGGUGAUGAAUUGUUGCCUAAUGAGAUUAGGCCUGCUGGAACCCCCAUUGGUGCAUUAAGAAUUGAAAUACUGAAUAAAAAAGGGGAAGCAAUGCAAAAGCUUCCAGGAACAAGUCAUGGAGGGUCAAAGAAACUCCUGGUUGAACUCAAAGUUAUAUUACACACUUCAAGUGGAAAUAAGGAAAUCAUUUCACACAUAAGUCAACAUGGAGGAAAAUGGCCUUACUGGUUUAAAAAAAUGGAAAAUAUUCAAAAGUUGGGGAAUUACACAUUGAAAUUACAAGUUGUAUUGAAUGAAAGUAAUGCAGAUACUUACGCAGGAAGACCACUUCCAUCUAAAGCAAUUAAAUUUUCUGUGAAAGAGGGUAAGCCAGAAAAAUUUUCCUUUGGUCUUCUGGAUCAUCCUUUUCGUGUUGGAGUUCCAUUCAAUAUUCCUCUGGAAUUUCAGGAUGAAUUUGGUCAUACUAGUCAACUAGUAACUGAUAUUCAGCCAGUUCUUGAAGCAAGUGGUUUAUCUUUACAUUAUGAAGAAAUAACCAAAGGGCCAAAUUGCGUAAUUCGAGGUGUUACAGCAAAGGGAUCUGUAAACUCUUGUCAAGGCAAGAAUUUUAAUCUGAAGGUUAUUCUACCAGGUUUAAAAGAAGACUCACAGAUUUUGAAAAUGAGAUUACUGCCUGGUCCCCCUCGUCGAUUGAAAGUGAAACCUGAUUCUGAAAUUUUAGUUAUAGAAAAUGGAACAGCUUUCCCAUUUCAAGUGGAAGUUUUAGAUGAAUCAGACAACCUAACAGCACAACCAAAGUUGAUUGUUCAUUGUAAGUUUUCAGGUGCUCCAAACCUUCCAGUCUACACUGUUGAUUGCAGUAGUUCUGGAACCAGCAUUUUAACAGGAUCUGCCAUUCAAGUUCAGAAUAUUAAAAAAGACCAGACACUUAAAGCAAGAAUUGAAAUACCUAGUUGUAAGGAUGUCACGCCUGUGGAAAAGACAAUCAAGUUGCUUCCCAGUAGCCAUGUUGCAAGAUUACAGAUAUUCAGUGUAGAAGGGCAGAAGGCAAUCCAGAUCAAACACCAAGAUGAAGUUAAUUGGGUAGCAGGCGACAUUAUGCAUAAUCUUAUUUUCCAAAUGUAUGAUGAAGGAGAAAGAGAAAUUAAUAUAACAUCAACUUUAGCAGAAAAAAUUAAAGUUAACUGGACUCCUGAGAUUAACAAAGAACACUUGCUACAAGGUCUGCUGCCUGAUGUGCAGGUACCAACUUCUAUAAAAGAUAUGCGUUAUUGCCAAGUUUCAUUUCAAGAUGAUCAUGUGUCUUUGGAAAGUGCAUUUACAGUAAGACCACUCCCUGAUGAACCUAAACAUUUAAAAUGUGAAUUAAAAGGAGGAAAAACAGUACAGAUGGGCCAAGAGCUUCUUGGAGAAAUAGUUAUUAUAAUUACAGAUCAGUAUGGAAAUCAAAUUCCAGCAUUUUCACCAAAUUCUUUAUCUGCUUUGUCAAUUGCUGGAGUUGGACUUGAUAGUUCAAAUUUGAAAACUACUUUUCAGGAAAGCACACAAAGUAUAAGUGUAAGAGGCAUCAGAUUCAUUCCAGGUCCUCCUGGAAAUAAGGAUCUUUGUUUUACUUGGCGUGAGUUUUCUGACUUUAUUCGAGUACAGCUAAUUUCUGGACCGCCAGCUAAACUUCUCCUUAUCGACUGGCCAGAACUAAAGGAGUCCAUUCCAGUGAUUAAUGGAAGAGAAUUACAGAACCCCCUUACUGUUCAACUUUGUGAUCAGUGGGAUAAUCCAGCACCUGUACCACAGGUUAAAAUAAGUCUCAUAAAACCGAACAACUUAAAGCUCAUGCCUUCAAACCAACAGCAUAAAACAGAUGAGAAGGGCAGGGCUAAUUUGGGAGUAUUCACUGUUCUUGCUCCUCGGGGAGAACAUAUUAUGCAGAUUAAAGCUGUCUAUAACAAAUGUACCAUAGAAGGACCUACAAUUAAGUUAAUGAUUCUUCCAGACCCUGAAAAACCAAUUCGUCUCAAUGUUAAAUAUGACAGAGAUGCUUCCUUUUUAGCAGGGGGUGUUUUCACUGAUUUUAUGAUUACUGUUAUUUCUGAAGAUGACAGUAUUAUUAAAAAUAUUAAUCCAGCACGAAUUUCCAUGAAAAUGUGGAAGUUAUCAAACAGUGGCAACCGACCACCAGCAAAUGCAGAAACAUUUAGUUGUAAUAAAAUAAAAGAUAAUGACAAGGAAGAAGGCUGCUUCUAUUUCAGGGAUAAAGCAAUUCCUAACAAAGUGGGGACAUACUGUAUCCAGUUUGGUUUUAUGAUGGAUAAAGCAAAUACUCUCAACAGUGAACAGGUUAUUAUUGAGGUUCUACCUAAUCAACCUGUGAAGUUAGUUCCCGAAAAUCAACCAGCUACACCAGCUGUUUCUAAUGUUCGCUCAGUUCUCAGUAGGACCUUGGUCAGAGAUUUAUGUCUCAAUGUCACGGAUGAGUAUAGCAACCAUACUGGACUUGAUUUGGUUGGUACUGUAAUAGCUACCAUUAAAGGUUCUAAUGAAGAAGAUAAUGAUACCCCACUCUUUAUUGGAAAAGUUAGAACACUUGAAUUUCCUUUUGUGAAUGGUUCAGCUGAAAUCACAAGUCUAGUGCUGGCAGAAAAUAGCCCCGGAAGAGAUAGUACUGAGUAUUUCAUUGUAUUUGAGCCUCGCCUGUCACGUUUAUCAAGAACUUUAGAACCAUAUAUCCUACCAUUUAUGUUUUACAACGAUGUUAAGAAACAGCAACAAAUGGCUGCACUUACAAAAGAAAAGGAUCAAUUAUCUAAGUCUAUUAUUAUGUAUCGAAAUUUAUUUGACGCCAGCAAACAGCUUCUUGAUGAAAUGAAAUGCCAAGUUGAAGAAGCAAAGUUAAAGGAGGCUCAGUUGCGAAAUGAACUAAAAAUUCAUAAUAUUGAUAUUCCUGCAGCACAGCAGAUACCACACAUUGAAGCACUUUUGAAAAAAAAGAUGUCAGAACAGGAAGAACUAAAAAAAAAACCCAGAAGAUCAUGUACUCUUCCAAACUAUACAAAAGGCAGUGGAGAUGUUUUAGGAAAGAUUGCACAUCUAGCACAAAUUGAAGAUGAUAGAGCUGCAAUGGUUAUUUCUUGGCAUCUGGCAAGUGACAUGGACUGUGUAGUUACUCUAACCACUGAUGCUGCACGUCGGAUCUAUGAUGAAACCCAAGGUCGUCAGCAGGUGUUGCCCCUUGAUUCUAUUUAUAAGAAGAAUAUUCCAGAUUGGAAAAGACCUCUACCUCAUUUCAGAAAUGGGAAAUUGUAUUUUAAACCCAUUGGAAAUCCCGUCUUUGCCCGAGAUUUGUUAACUUUUCCAGAUAAUGUAGAACAUUGUGAAACAGUAUUUGGUAUGCUGUUAGGAGACACCAUCAUUUUGGACAAUCUGGAUGCAGCCAAUCAUUAUAGAAAAGAGGUUGUUAAAAAUACACAUUGUCCUACACUGCUGACCAGAGAUGGAGAUCGAAUUCGAAGUAAUGGAAAGUUUGGAGGCCUGCAGAAUAAAGCUCCUCCAAUGGAUAAACUUCGGGGAAUGGUAUUUGGAGCUCCAGUACCAAAACAAUGCCUAAUCAUAGGGGAACAAAUAGAGCUUCUUCAGCAGUAUCGUUCUGCUGUGUGCAAGCUGGGCACUGUGAAUGAAGACCUUAAUGGUCAACUUGAGUACCUUCACACUCCUGAUAUGAAGAAGAAAAAGCAAGAACUUGAUGAACAAGAGAAAAAUCUGAAAAUAAUAGAGCAAAAACUAGGUAUGACUCCCACACGUAAAUGUAAUGACUCAUUACGCCAUUCAACAAAGGUUGAGGUAGUAGAUUGUCCAAUUCCUCCUAAAAGAAUGAGAAGAGAAGCUACAAGACAAAAUAGCUCUCUUCUAUGGCCUGGAAAAGCAGUAGAAGAUGGCCCAAGUCUCUGGACCCCUGAACCCACAAGGAAGACCCGGAAGAAGCUCCUGGCUCUUGGCUUCGGAUCAGCACAGUUCCUGCUGUUGCAGCCAUCUAGGGAGUGAACCACCAAAUGGAAGAUCUCUCUCUCUCUCUCUUUCUCUCUCUGCCUCUGCCUCUCUGUAACUCUGCCUUUCAAAUAAAUAAAUAAAUAAGUAAGUAAAAGAUAAGGCUAGGAUAAAGCUUAAAAAAAAAUCUGAUGGUAGAGGGGUAGUUAUUUGGCACAGUGGUCAAGACACCCACAUCCCAUAUCAGAAUUCCUGUAUUCAAGUUCGUUCUGUCCUUCCAGUUUCUACUUCCUGCUAAUAUAGAUCCAGGAGGCAGCAGAUAAUUACUCAGAUAUUUAGGUUCCUGGGUCUUAGCUUCAGCUUGGUGCAGCCCUGGCUAUUGCAGGCAUUUGGAGAAUGAACCAGUUGAUGAAAGAGCUCUCUGUCUCUGCCUUUCAAAUAAGUGUUUUUAUAAACUUAGAACCUAAGUGAAACUAAUGAAAUUAAGGCAAUUAUUUCGCUCUCCUAGCAUAUCCAAUUUGCUAAAUGAUUUUUGCUUAGUUAGAAAUGUUAGCAGUUUAUUUUUAUGUCACAGAAGUCACCAGCUGUUAAAAAUGAAAGUGCUUUUCUGUUGCUUGGCUUAACUUUCACAUAUACUACAUUCUGCUUUAUAGAAUCAACGACUUAAUAAGCAUAGAACUGCAAAAUCAUUUGUAUGUUACUUACUUUAAAAUUGGUUAAAUUUUUGGUUUGGAAAAGUCAAGAUACCGUACAGAAAAUGAACACAGCCAUCUGUGGCCUAAACAAUGAUAAGAGUUGUCUUUUUAUAUUAGAUAAUAAUUAGUGUCUCACAGGAUACCAUGGUACUGGGGGAUUUUUGUACAUCAUUUCAAAAGGAUUUGUUAUAGACAGUACCUGACGUUUCCCAUAAACGAGUUCCCAUUAGAGGGUGGUGUUUGCAUUUAUUCCGUGAAAACUGCCCUGUCUGCAUUCAUUCCGUAAAUUCUAGAGUUCCUUAAAAAGCACAUGGAAAGUGAAAUUAAAAGAUUAGUUUGUGUUUUGGUGCAAUGAAUUUUUUGAAACCUAUGAAUUAUUUUUUAUAAUGUAUAUUUUCUGUUAACUUUUCAAGUAUCUGUUGGAUGUAUGGAUUUGAAUGCUCAUUUUAUGCUUUGUGUUGCUGCAUGAAUGAAAGUGAUAUGGGGGAACUAGCAUGGCACAGUGGGUUAAACCACCACUUGUGAAGUGGCAUCCCAUAUCGAAGCACCAGUUAGAGUCCUGGUGGCUAUUCUGCUUCCCAUCCAGCUCUUUGCUAGUGCACCUGGGAAUGCAAUGACAGAUGGCACAUGUAUCUCGGCCACUACCACCAUUGUAGAAGACCAGGAAGGAGUUCCUAGCUCUAGGCUUUGGCCUGAAUGAGAGGAUGGAAGAGCUCUUUCUUUAUUUCUCCCUUUCUCUGUCAUUCUGCCUUUCAAAUAAAAAGUUUCUUGCCCACAUGGAGUUCUAUAAUGCUGUACAAGAAAGGGGUGAUUUUGAAAGUGAGGCAAGAAAAAACUGAAGUCUCAGAAAAUAGUGGGAAAACAAUGUCACUUAUCAGGAAAAGCCCUGAAGGAGUCAGCCAUAGUAUGGAUUGAUGUCAGUCAAAAAGAGAGGUAAAGGGCUGGUACUGUGGCGGAGCGGCUAAAGCCGCUGUCUGCAGUACCAGCAUCCCACAUGGGCGCUGAUUUGAGUCCUGGCUGCUCCACUUAUGAUCCAGCUCUCUGCUAUGGCCUGGGAAAGCAGUAGAAGAUGACCCAGUCCUUGGGUCCCUGCACCCACAUGGGAGACUUCAGAAGAAGCUCCUGGCUUCAGAUCAGCCCAGCUCUGGCCAUUGAGGCUAUUUGGGUAGUGAACCAGUGGAUGUAAGACCUCUAUCUCUUUGCCUCUGCCUUUCUGUGAUUCUGCCUUUCAGAUAAAUAAAUAAAUCUUAAAAAAAAAAAAAAGUGG